This is a messenger RNA of Cooperia oncophora, 393 nucleotides long. The record is from the annotation of a GenBank genome assembly. NCBI's taxonomy places the organism in Eukaryota, Metazoa, Nematoda, Chromadorea, Rhabditida, Trichostrongylidae.
AUGCUCACAGAACUGCUUGGAAAUAGGGACCUGAGUAUGAUUCUCCCAAACUACCAUGUGCGAAUCAUCAGCGCCUUUGGCUUCACCUCGAUCAUUUUCAAUUCUGGGCUCGUCUAUAUAAUCAUGAGCUUCACUGCGCGAGAAGUUGGUAACUACAAGUAUAUCAUGUUAUCAUUUGCCGUUUUCAACGUGCUUUAUUCCAUUGUGAACAUAGUGCUGCUACCUGCUAUACAUAUUCAUGAGCGCGCAUUUUUGGUUUUUGCAACUCGUUUAGAGAGCUUGCCGCCAGACAUCGGCCGUAUAUUUACCGUCUUGUUCUGCUCAAUGUUUGCACAGUCCUUAUUUCUCUUAGCAGUACAUUUCACCUACAGAUAUGUGCAUAUUAUAAGGUGA